Messenger RNA from Musa acuminata subsp. malaccensis (wild Malaysian banana), 330 nucleotides. NCBI's taxonomy places the organism in Eukaryota, Viridiplantae, Streptophyta, Magnoliopsida, Zingiberales, Musaceae. The record is from RefSeq and is a predicted model, not a curated record.
AUGGACCGCGACGCCGAAAUGAGCACUGGCUCGGUGGUGGCCGGGUCGAGCAGCAGUGACCUCGGACGCUACUCCGGCGAUUCUGGGCCGUCAAAUAAGUGGAACUACCAACCUACUGUGUCCACGAUGGCGGUGUCUCCACCGAAGACGGCCCGAGCCCCGGCGAAAGGCAGCCACAGAGUCUCGUGCUUGGUCGACGGGUGCACGGCAGAUCUCAGCAAGGGCAGGGAGUAUCACCGGCGUCACAAGGUCUGCGAGCUGCACUUCAAGACGCCGGUGUUGAUGGUCCACUGGCAACAGCAGCGCUUCUGCCAGCAAUGUAGCAGGUAA